AUGGGAAGCGGAUGCCGAGGAGCGUUGCUCUGCAAAUCCUCCUCACUCUCCUUUCUAAUUCCUUCUUCUUUCACUUCGUCUCAUCUCAGAUUCAACAAAUCAAUCACCAACUCCAACUCUUAUCGGAUGGCCACCGAGGCUUCGUCGCCAUCUUCCGCCACUGGCGGUGACACUAUCAAUUCCUCGGCAAAUAAAGGCGCUGCUUGUUCUGCUGCUGCUGCUUCUUCUGCGUCCUCUGCUAUCGACUUUCUCUCCCUAUGUCACAGCCUUAAGACAACGAAAAGAGCUGGAUGGAUUCGGAGAGAUGUUAAGGAUCCGGAAUCUAUAGCUGAUCAUAUGUACAGAAUGGGAUUGAUGGGUCUGAUUAUGGCUGAUAUUCCUGGCAUUGAUCGAGACAAGUGCAUUAAGAUGGCAAUUGUUCAUGACAUUGCAGAAGCAAUUGUUGGUGACAUUACCCCUUCAGACGGGAUUUCAAAGGCAGAGAAGAGUCAACGAGAGAGAAAAGCGUUAGACCACAUGUGCAAACUACUUGGUGGAGAGGCAAGAGCCAAGGAAAUCAGUGAGUUAUGGAUGGAGUAUGAGGAAAAUUCUUCAGCAGAGGCCAAAAUUGUCAAGGACUUUGACAAGGUGGAGAUGAUACUUCAAGCUUUAGAAUAUGAAAAUGAGCAAGGGAAGGAUUUGGAUGAAUUUUUCCAGUCAACUGCUGGAAAGUUUCAGACCGAGCUUGGGAAAGCUUGGGCCAAGGAAAUUGCAUCGAGGAGGAAAAAAGAGAAUUAAUUUGACACCUUAACUGAUGUUAGGAAAUGUUCUUGUUACUCACCGCCCUGACUCCUGACGCAAUGUUAUUACCUUCAUCCAUUUGUUAGUUAUAUAUAUCGGCAAAAUUAAUAACUUGUCUCAUACCAGAAUUUUGCAGCACUUAGCUUCUGGUAAUCUCUGUUUCUUUUUUGCUUCAAACAGUCAUUUAUCAUGCUUUCAUUUUUGUAGUUCAUCAUAAAUUCUGAAACAACCAAAGUAGCAGUUUUAGGGUUACUGAA
Molecule: messenger RNA, 1037 nt
Organism: Pistacia vera
Lineage: Eukaryota; Viridiplantae; Streptophyta; Magnoliopsida; Sapindales; Anacardiaceae
Product: HD domain-containing protein 2 homolog
Exons: 8
Coding region: 1-777 (258 amino acids)
Cellular component (GO): cytoplasm
Molecular function (GO): 5'-deoxynucleotidase activity
Source: RefSeq, a predicted model, not a curated record